AUGUCCAUUCAAAGACCAACUGUUUCCGUCUUCAACGCCAAGACUGCUGAAGUCGUUAAGGAAGUCGCUUUGCCAGAUGUCUUCCAAGCUCCAAUCAGACCUGAUAUUGUUUCCAACAUGGUCAACUUUUUGAGAAUGAAUCUCAGACAACCAUACGGAGUUCACAAGUAUGCUGGUCAUCAACACUCUGCCAUCUCAUGGGGUACUGGUCGUGCUGUUUCUCGUAUUCCUAGAGUUAGUGGUGGUGGUACUCACAGAGCCGGACAAGGUGCCUUCGGUAACAUGUGUAGAAAGGGUAGAAUGUUCUCCCCAACCAGAACAUGGAGAAGAUGGAUGCACGUUGUUAAGAAGAAUGAGAGAAGAUAUGCCACUGCCUCAGCUAUUGCUGCUUCUUCCAUUACUCCUCUCGUCCAAGCUAGAGGUCACAAGGUUGAACAAGUCAAACAACUCCCAUUGGUUGUUACUGAUGAUUUGCAAUUCAUUGCCAAGACCAAGGAGGCUGUUGCUUUCUUGAAGAAGCACGGUUUGUUGUCCGACGCAAAGAAGGCUAAGGACUCCAAGACCUUGAGAAAGGGAAGAGGUAAGAUGAGAAAUAGAAGAUACACCUUGAAGAAGGGUCCUUUGGUUGUUUACAACGCCAAGGCUGGUACUCAAACUCCACCAAUUGUUCUCGCUCUCAGAAACUUGCCAGGUGUUGAUGUUUUGAAUGUCAACCAAUUGAACUUGUUGAAGUUGGCUCCUGGUGGUCACCCAGGUAGAUUGAUUGUCUGGACUGAGUCUGCUUUCAACGCUUUGAACGAAAAGUUCGGAUCAUACAACAAUGAGAAGGGUGCUUCCACUUUGCACUUUAGAUCUGGUGCCACUUAUCACUUGCCAAGACCCGUUGCUGUCAACACUGACUCCGCAAGAAUUAUUGAAUCUGAUGCUGUUCAAGCUGCUUUGAAGCCAAAGAAGGUCGUUCAAAGAUUCGCCAUCAAGAAGCAAAACAGAAGCAAUCCAUUGAGAAACUUCAAGGCUUUGGUCCGCCUUAACCCAUACGCUUUGAAGGCCAGAAGAUUACAAUUGUUGAGAGAGAGACGUGCUAAGGUUGGUGCUGGAAAGGCUGCUCAAAAGAAGUAA
Messenger RNA from Naegleria lovaniensis, 1119 nucleotides. RefSeq lists its product as uncharacterized. Gene Ontology annotation, biological process: translation. Lineage: Eukaryota; Heterolobosea; Eutetramitea; Acrasida; Naegleriidae. The record is from RefSeq and is a predicted model, not a curated record. Bases 1 to 1119 code for a protein of 372 amino acids. Gene Ontology annotation, cellular component: ribosome; cytosolic large ribosomal subunit. The transcript has a single exon. Gene Ontology annotation, molecular function: RNA binding; structural constituent of ribosome.